Molecule: messenger RNA, 1887 nt
Organism: Gamsiella multidivaricata
Lineage: Eukaryota; Fungi; Mortierellomycota; Mortierellomycetes; Mortierellales; Mortierellaceae
Product: kinase-like domain-containing protein
Exons: 2
Coding region: 1-1887 (628 amino acids)
Biological process (GO): protein phosphorylation
Molecular function (GO): protein serine/threonine kinase activity; ATP binding
Source: RefSeq, a predicted model, not a curated record
AUGGAGGAUGAGCAAGAACCGGCGAAGCGGUUCUUGGGCCAGGUCAAGCUGAGCCCCUCCGAGGUUCAUAACCGGAUGAUCGACUCAUGGUUCCGGUUGCAGGGACGGGAAGAGAGCGAACAUGUUACGGGCGAGAUCCGAGUGGCAAUCAAGUACCAGGCAAUUGAGUCGCGGCAUUUGUCUACCGAGGACUUCGAAAUUCUACGCGUGCUUGGAGUGGGUUCGUUCGGAAAGGUUUACCAGGUCAGGAAAAAGGACACGGGACGAAUCUACGCCAUGAAGGUCCUCGUCAAGAAGCAGGUCAUUGAACAAAAGCAGGUCGAGCACACGAUCGCAGAGCGCAAUGUCCUGAUCCAGGCCCUGCAGUCACCGUUCAUCGUCGGCCUCAAAUUCUCGUUCCAGACCCCGACCAAGCUGUAUCUCGUCCAGGACUUUAUGAACGGAGGCGAAUUAUUCUUCCACAUGCAGAAUGAGGGCACGUUCUCGGAGCCAAGGGCACGAUUCUACACAGCAGAGUUGGUCCUGGCUCUGGAGCACCUGCAUUCGCGCAAUGUGGUCUAUCGGGACCUGAAGCCCGAGAAUAUCCUGUUGUCCAGUCAAGGACACAUUGUUCUGGUGGAUUUCGGAUUGUGCAAACAGAACGUGACGGAGGACGAGCGCACACAUACGUUCUGUGGAACGACAGAGUACCUGGCCCCGGAGAUCAUCAAAGGAACAGGAUACGGCAAGGCAGUGGACUGGUGGUCGCUCGGUGUGUUAUUGUAUGAGAUGCUGGUCGGUACCUCUCCGUUUGCGGAUGGCAGGACGGAGGGAACACACCACAAGAUUUUGCACCAACCUGUCAUUUUCCCCAAGCGUUCUGGAUUUCCAGCCAUCAAGCGUACGUCCCCCAAGGGGAUCGGUCAGGUUUCGGAGCCCGAGAUGGCGUUCCCGGGCAGCACGGGGAUGAUCAGUCAAAACGCACAGGAUCUGAUCCAGGGACUCCUCAACAAGAACCCAAAAACACGACUGGGCUCGGGACCCAAUGGUGCGGAGGCUGUGGCGACGAUCAAGGCACAUCCGUUCUUUCAGGGGAUCGAUUGGAAGCGAUUGCAGACGCGGGAUGUGACUCCACCGUUCCAGCCUCGGGUUGGGAUCACGGGGGAUCUGGACGUGUCGAACUUUGACGCCCAUUUCACGGACCAGACCGCUACGUUGAGUAUGAACGGCAAGAGCAGUAGCAAGACAAAGGGUGCUGGGACAUCUUUUCUUUCUCCAGGAUCUUCGUCUUCCUCCUCGAUGCUUGUGGAUGGUCAGGCGGGCAGUUUCCUGUUACAGCAACAGCAGCGUGCUGCGAAUCUGUAUAGACAGCAGCAAAAACAGGGAGACAACUCGACCUUGAACCCGAACCCGAAUGGGAUGAUGGCGAUGGGACGUGGAAGGAGGAGCAGUAAUAGCUGGAGUAGUUAUCGGACCUUGAGUAACGACUCGUUGUUCUCGUUCAGUGAGUCGAACAGUCCGAUGCAGAUGCGAGCAGGAGCCGGGGCGGCGCCGUUGAACCGGUCGAUGACCGCGCACAGGGCUCGGACACUGAAGCAGCAGCAACAGUCGCAGCUUCAGCAGCGGCAGCAGGAGUAUUUCCAGGGCUUCACGUUUGAGGGCGAGAGUGUUUUGGAGAGUAUGAAGCGACAGGAUGAUGAGCAACGAUCGGGAAUAGCGGCCGCGGCAGGGGCGACGGUGGCAGCAGCAGCAGGAAUGGGAAUGGGGUCGUCGUUUGUGGGCGGUGGGCUUGGUGAGGAUGAUGAGGAUGAGGGGUUCCCGAUCUCGACGCGUCUUGGAUAUCGAAAGCCGAAUGAACUGUUUUCGGGAGAGGCAGGAAGUGUGGACUCGAUCUUUGGCAGCAUGUAA